Pocillopora meandrina is the source of this 4441-nucleotide messenger RNA. NCBI's taxonomy places the organism in Eukaryota, Metazoa, Cnidaria, Anthozoa, Scleractinia, Pocilloporidae. The record is from the annotation of a GenBank genome assembly.
AUGGCGGCGGAAGUUGCUGAAGAUGCGUGCUUCGACGAAGAGCUUCUUUUUACAGAAUUUGAGUCAGAAAAGGAAACAACGAGACCAUCGGAAGAGAGGCAUGAUUGCCCUGGUAAAAUUCCUCGGAACUCCUUACAGCAAGAAAACAUACGAUUGAAGAAUGCUUUGAAAUCUCUGAUCGGUGUGUGGAAGUUGAAAUGUAGUACUACAGGCGGACAACAAGAUCGUCAUUCUCCUUUAUUUCAGGGGAUUUUUUUCGAUAACAAGACUUCGAUCAGAUCCAGAGAAAAGGUUGAAGAAUUCAUUCAAACUUUACAACGACGAACCGACGACAUUAAUGAGAGGGAGUCGUUUGGAAGCCAAAAUUUUCCACCGUCCAUCUGUGACACAAAUUGUGAAGUGGGCAAGUUAGCCAGAGACAAUGGUUGUAGCCAACCUUUUUCCAUCAUUAGUUCUUUGCAGUACUACGAUGAAUAUUGCAUAGACUGCUGUGGGCUGCCUUUGGUCGAUUUAAAUCCUCAAAUUAGUGAUGGCUGGACCAUUCCUCAAUACGAACAAGUUUAUUUUCGAGUUUUGGCUCCAGAUGAAACACCAAAAGUGAGGCUAAAAAGUCGGAGUUGUUGUUUCAAUUGUGGAAAUCCUGGACACUCUCUCCAAGAUUGCACUGAGACACAUGACAUGCAAAGAAUCAAUGCAAACAGACGAGAAUUUCUCAAUAAGUUUGCUUCACCAGUGAACUCUAAAACUAGAUACCACUUUGAUGAUUCAGCAAUGAAACGCUUUGGAAGAUUCAAACCAGGGGUGAUUUCUGACAAACUCAGGGAAGCACUUGGAAUUAAUGAGCAAGAUUUGCCACCAUACAUCUAUCGAAUGAGACAUUUGGGUUAUCCACCAGGGUAUUUACCCAAGGCCACAAAACCAAGUUUGCUUAUUUAUGAUGGCGAUGGCAGUAUAAAUGAUUAUAUUGAGGAGCAAGAUGAACAAAAGAGUGAGGAACACUUUAGAAGUUCUUUUAUUGAAUACCCAGGUUUUAAUACACCCCUACCAGAAGGUGAGUUUGUACCUGAAUAAAUUUAUGUCAUACAGAAAAUGUGAAAAAAGUGCUCCUCAGGUUCAUCAAAGCCUUGUGGGUAGUGUCAGUUUCAUUAUUCCUGGCUUUUGUCAGUUGCCUAUAAAAGAAUUGUGAAGUAAGGCUGUAGCCACGGACACAAAUAUAUAAAUUUCCCAUGAUUACUUGCCAAAAAAAAAAAAAGGAAAAAAGAAGCAGGACAUAAGAAAAAUAAUUGAAAAAUUUUGUGGCUUGAGUUCUCCAUUCAGGGUUAUUCAGGCAUCCAUGGUUCUGUUCAUUGUUAGUCACUAUUAAUUUCCCAAACAGAAAAACAAAGAGGAAUUUUGUAGCCACACAUUUCUACCAAAAUUUAUGCUUGUAUUGAAUUGUUUUAAUAAGCUUCAAUGCCAUGGACAUGAAUUUUGGUUAACAUUUUCCUUGAUAUUUACCUAUAAAGUCAACUUACAUUUUAGGAAAAUGAUACAUGUACAAAAAGCUGUCCUUGUUCUGCAAUUUCUAUGAAAAAAUGGUCUUUCCUGCCUAAAUGGAUAUGCGACUUUAUUUGGAAAAUACAAUCAUGUUCCUUUUCCAAUUCCAUUAUUUUCAAGUACUGUAUUUCUUGGCAAAUGCACAAGGUUACAUUACACCUUGUUCUGCAAAUUUUAUGAAACAAAAGGUCUUUCCUGCCUAAAUGGAUAUGUGACUUUAUUUGGAAAAUGCAAUCAACAAGUUACUUUUCCAAUUCCAUUAUUUUCAAGAAGUGCAUUUCUUGGCGGAUACACAAGGUUACAUUUAAUACAAUUAGAUCUCACCUUUUUCAAGCCUAAAAUCAACCCUGUGUCUACCUGGGAAGGGAAAAAAAAACAAUCAUGAAAUGAUGGAUCAUUGAUUAUUGCUCACAUUUGAAUUCAAAGCUUUAGUCCUUUUAUUCCCAAGAUCUGAUUUUUAGGCCCCCCCCUCCCCCUCAGUUGCUACAUGUUUCUUUGUAAAAUAGUCACAAGAAUUGGGUAUUAGAUCAAGAUAAACUUCUGCCAAAUAAGUUUCAAAUUUCCUCUUUACCUGUUCGCUGGAUCAUAUCUCCCCAUUCAAUGUUAUCAGGAGAAAUUAUAAGUUAAUCACUUGUGGGAGUUAAAGGAUUGAUUGUAAUUUUCAGGUGUUAGAGACAAGAGUGCUGAGCUAAGAGCCCCUCCAAUGCUCCCUCAUCAGCAGAUUGAUAAUUUAGUGGCAAAGUAUGUGCACAUGAGAGGAAUGUCAUCAAACUCUGCUGCUCCAGGCAGUGACAGGAAACGAAAGAGAGAGAAACUGGAUCAGGAAGAACAGGACAUGGAUGUUGAUGAAGAUGGUUAGAUUAUACUAAGUGACUUUUAAUAUGUUCAUAGUAUAAUAAUUAGAAGGAAAGAAUGUUAGUUUCCUGUACAAGUGUGUUGUGUAUGUUAUGAAAUUCUCCUUUUUAGGCAUGCCACAUAGUCACCUUAUGCUACUAAAUCAAGAUAAGUCUUCUGCAGUGUUUGCCAAUUGGCUCAUGAGCAGGAUUGUUUACAGUUAGUGACAAAAAUGCUCAAAAUCGUGUAAGGUAUUUGUUGAACUUAUAAAAUAAUUUGUAUGAAUGAGAAGGAACUUCCCUGAGGAUAAGCAUUACUAAACCAAUUUCAUGGCUGGAAUGUAAGUCUGGUAAUUUGAAGGAAAAUAGAAGAUAAACUCUUGAAUAAAUUUUAGGUAUGUGUUAAACAAAGAUUUAAGAAUUUCCAUCUUCUUUCAGUUUUCUACUGGUGUAAUUUUUGACACCAUCAAAGAGUUUUCAGCAACUUUAAUUGUUUUGUUACUAUGUUUACAAUGUGAUGAGGAAGAUCUGAUUUUUCAGUCAUUCAGUUCUGACAUAUGAAAACAAAAAUUAUUGUAUGUCUUGGACUGAGUUAAUGAAAUACUUAAUACUUAUCAAUAUUAAAUUGACUUCAUCAAAUUAUUUUGUAAAUUAUUUUUGUAAGGUCAUUUAAAAGUUAAUUUUGUUCAAAAACUGUUUGCUGUUUGUGUUAGGUGGCGCAAAUCCUUCAAUAGAGCUGGGCUCGACAGUCCCACCACAUAAUCCUGCUGCCGCCAAGAGAACAAAGUAUGACACGCAAGGAGAUGUUGGUGUGGAUAACAGUGGUGGCUAUUCUCCCUCCCACCCUGGUGUUCAGUAUGGAUCACAAGAACAAGAACUUCUCCAGCAUUACAGGAAAUACUCUGAAAGCAAACCCACUCAUUUUGCCCUGAAGGAACUACAUGGAGAAGCAAGCAGUGAUUCUAUCAAUAGUGAACCUAAGAAGAUAAGAAAGAAGGUCAGGAGGAGUGUGGAAGAAGGAGAAGUUGUCUCUGAUGAAGAGGGGGAGGGGGAGCUUGUUGAUGAGGAUGAGGUUGAGGACAAGGGGAAUGAGGAGGAAGUUGUUGAUGAUUAUCCUAAGGUGAUACCUGGCUGGUGGCUGGGAGAACCUUUAGAUUCUGUGUCAGAAACACAGCCUAAGCUGUCUCCUCCCCCUAGACCGUCUGUACUGCUGCCUUUGGAUGCUCUUUCAAGAUUCUACACCAACAGCACUGUAUUGCAGAAAAUGAGUUUUGAGGACAGAGUCAUGUGGCUAGAUCCAAUCUAUGGCAAUCUUCAACCAGUAUCAGGGCGAUAUGAAAGGCUCAGGAAACUUCUUGGAAAGAAAAACACUGCAAAAUAAAUCUGUAAAUAGACUUCGUGUCAGAGAAGAAAGAGACAUUUUUCGCUCACUAACGUUUUAUCGUCAGUUAUUGUUACCUGGUGAUUAAAAAUGGACUUUCCUCUUAUUUGAAGAAUUUUAAAUUUUUAGUUGAAACUAGUUAUUUGGGUUUGUUAUCUCCAGUGGAGUUGAUAUGUCAAAAUUAGUAGCAUUUUAGUCAUUUUUUAUCACCACUCAGAUCUGAGAGCAUGAACUAUUUUAGUAGGCAGCCGAAAUUUGUUAUGUCGCGUAUCUCUUUCCCAUGUUACGCCAAGCGCCUUGAAACACAAAAUCCUACCUUGAAGUUUUCGAAUUUUACAAAAUGCAAAUUGAAUCAUAGAAACUGAAAGAGGAAGUUGUACCACUUAAGUGUUUGGGCUCUUUAAUUAAUAGCCAACAGUCUCGUAUUUUUAUCUCCAAUUUUAAGGUUGUAAACUAGUAGUUGGCACAAGGCCUUUAAACCAGUAAAGACCACUAAGAGAUGAAUGAGCCGAUGUAUUCGUUUGGAGCCACAUUUCAAAUUAUAUAAAUCGCAAUUGUAAACAAUUCGAACUCCUUUUGAUAUCAAUGGAGGUCAACAAGAUUGGAACAUGUUUUAGUUUGUCCUCUGUAUGUAUUUUAGUUUCUUACAUGCAGUAGACGUUAUCAAUCCUGUAAAAAAUCUAUAGCGUUC